Besnoitia besnoiti is the source of this 2922-nucleotide messenger RNA. RefSeq names its product glyceraldehyde-3-phosphate dehydrogenase GAPDH2. Gene Ontology annotation, molecular function: oxidoreductase activity, acting on the aldehyde or oxo group of donors, NAD or NADP as acceptor; NAD binding; NADP binding. The transcript is spliced from 6 exons. The record is from RefSeq and is a predicted model, not a curated record. Bases 1 to 2922 code for a protein of 973 amino acids. Gene Ontology annotation, biological process: glucose metabolic process. NCBI's taxonomy places the organism in Eukaryota, Apicomplexa, Conoidasida, Eucoccidiorida, Sarcocystidae.
AUGUCUAGGCUCGACUGCGCGUCGCCCGUCUGCGGACGGGUGCGACUUUCGCAGCCGUUCGUUUUUUUCGUGCUUCUCGCGCUCGCUCUCGCCCCCGUCUUCUCUCCGUCCUCGUCUCCCUCCCUCUCGCGGCGCGCCUUCCACGGCGCAGCCGCCGUCCGUCUCGACGCCUCCUCCUCUUCCGCGUCGGCUUCGCCGCGCAGCAGCGUGGCUCGCGACUCCUCUGCGGCGGCGGAAAAUGCCCAGUCAUGCACAGAGCCCUCCUCAGCGGCUUCUCCCCUGAAGCCCGAGGAGGCCAGCAGCCCCGCGCUGCCUUCGCUGCGCGAGGCCGAGGAACUCCUUCGCGAGGAGCAAGCCCUCGCAGCGGAACAUGCGCAGCGCGCAGCCUCGGAGGCUGAGCAGUUCGCCGAGGCCGCGAGAGAGGCUGCGGCGAAGGGCGACGUCGCGGCGGCGCAGGAGCUCGCCACCGCCGCUGCCAACGCCGCAGCCGAGGCACAGGAUAUCGCCGCGUACGCGCAGGCCGUCGCAGACACCGACGCCGCGGCCCUGGUGGAGCGCGCGCGGGAGGAAGCCGAGAGGAAAAAGCAGGCCGAGCAAGCCGCCGCGUCGGCGGAUGCGGCGGCGGAGGAGCCUGUCGCCCAGGGCGUCGAAGCGCUCUUCGGCAUCGGUCCCGAGGCGAUCGAGUCCGUUCCCGAGGCCCUGGAGAAGCUGGAAGAACUCGAAAACGCCGUCGAGGAGACUGGUCGCCAGAUGGAGGAGCGAGAGCUGGCGGUCAGCGAGUACGUGAACGCCGCCCAGGAGGCGGCGCUGCGCCACGAGGAGGCAAGCCGCGCCUUCGAGGACGCCACCAAGAACAAGAAGGAGAAUCUCGCUGCCGCUGCAGAGAAAGAGGCUGUGGAGGCGGCUGAGGAAUACGAGGAGCUGGUCGCAGCGGCUGAACUUCUUACGCAAGAAGCCGCCGAAGAGAGCGCCAGGGCGCUCGCCACCGCCGUCGCCGCUGGCGACCUCCGCUACGCGAUCAAUCAGCGCGUCGUCUCGGAGGCCGGCUCCGACGCGCGAGGGAAAGUCCCCCGCGUCCUUCUCGCGCCGAAACACUUUCAAAUCGCAGACCCAGGAAACAAACGCGUCCUCAAGAUCUACUUCCACAACAACUUCGCGCCCUUCGAAGACCUCCCCUGCGCGGCGCUUCACGCGGACGCACUCCUCUGCCGGCAGCACCCACGCUGUGUGGUGCAGUACGAACAGAGCGGCGACGAGCUGCUUCAGCGCUGCAUCCUCGACGACGCGUACCUCUCGCUGGUCGCGAAGACGACCGACUUCUGCUCCCCCGUGCCCGAGGAAGCGGUGCAGACGCCCGCCGCGGCCUCGCCGCUCAACCCCGCCACGUCUCUGGAGCCCAUGGCGGCGGUGACGGAGGGCGAAGUGGAGGCCGUCGCGCUAGAUCUCUUGCAGGAGCUCGGCAUCGACGGCCCUGCGGCCUUGGAGCAAAUGGCUGCAGAGGGACGCGGCUCCUCGAGCCACAUGUGCAACCUCGUCCAGUCGCUCUCUGAGGAGCUCCUGCGCACUGAGCGCGACCCGCGCUGCGGCACGUCGAAGACCUCCGUGGGCGGAGAAAACAUCGCCUUGACAACAGAGGCGCUCUUGGCGUCGAACUUUGGCUUCCUGGGUCCGGCGCCCGUUCCCUCGGCCACCCCCGCGGCGGCUUCCACCCCCGCGGCGGCGCGCAGCGCGAGCAUUCGCAGCCACAACCGGACUGCCUACGCCUCUUCAGCUGCCUCAGGCAAAACUUUGGAGGUCCCCCAGGUCUCGCCGACUGGGUUGUUUGGGCUCCUGGGCGGCAGCGGCGCGAGCUCGAAGGCCAAUGCCCCGAUUCGCAUGGGCAUCAACGGCAUGGGUCGCAUCGGCCGCCUCGUCUUCCGCAUCGCCAUGAGCAGACCGAACGUGACCGUCACGCACAUCAACUGCAGCAUGGAUCCCGCGUAUAUCGCGUACAUGCUCAAGUAUGACUCGGUCCACGGCCGCUUCGACGGCAACAUCGAGGCGACGGCGGAUGGACUCAUUGUGAACGGGCAGGAGAUCUCCGUCUCCAACACUCGCAAUCCAUCUGAGAUCCCCUGGGCAGACAAAGGCGUCGACUACGUCUGCGAGUCGACCGGCGCCUUCUGCACGACGGAGGACGCCCUGAAGCACGUCAGCAGGCCGGGCGGCGCCAAGCACGCGGUGAUUUCCGCGCCGGCGAAGGACGAGACAACGCCGACGCUGGUAGUGGGCGUCAACGCGGAGCAGGAGUACGAGUCGAGCAUGAAGGUGGUGUCGUGUGCGUCCUGCACGACGAACGGGCUCGCGCCGUUGGUUAAGGUGAUCGAUGAUAACUUUGGCUUGGUGGAGGGACUCAUGACUACUGUUCAUGCAGCGACGGGCACGCAAAAGGUGGUAGACGGCACCUCGAAGAAGGACUGGCGCGGCGGGCGCUCGUCAGGUGCCAACAUCAUCCCGUCCUCGACUGGCGCCGCGAAGGCCGUCGCGCGCUGCCUGCCGCACAUGAAGGGCAGGCUGACCGGCAUGGCCUUCCGCGUCCCCACGCUGGACGUCUCCGUCGUCGACCUCACGUGCCGCUUGAACAAGAGUGCGACCUACGAAGACAUCAAGAAGGCUGUCCGCGAAGCGAGCGAAACCUACAUGCGCGGCAUCAUCGGCUACACCGAGGAGCCGAUCGUCUCGCAGGACAUCGUCGGCUCGCAGUGCUCCACCGUGUUCGACGCAAACGCCGGCAUCAUGCUCAAUCCGAACUUUGUCAAACUCGUCUCCUGGUAUGACAACGAAUACGCCUACUCGGCACGCCUCGUCGACCUGAUCGCCGUCAUGGCUGCCAAGGACGGCGUCGUCGCUGAGGGUACCGGUCUAGAUCGAAAACCCUUCUGA